This is a messenger RNA of Zootoca vivipara (common lizard), 2940 nucleotides long. It is a transcript of the gene ERICH5, whose product is annotated as glutamate rich 5. The record is from RefSeq and is a predicted model, not a curated record. NCBI's taxonomy places the organism in Eukaryota, Metazoa, Chordata, Lepidosauria, Squamata, Lacertidae.
GAGGCGCCUGUCCCGCUCCCGCCGCGCCUGCGCCGUGCGAAGAAGAAUGCCCAAAGUUUGGAGCGCCCCGUGUUCGGCUACCCCUGACCGCGCGCCGUUCUCAUGGCAACCGAGCUCGAGCGAUAAACACUCCGGCGGGAGCCUAUGAGAGGGAAGUUCCUCGGCACGCGCAGCUCAGCAGGAGGCGGCGGCCGCUUCCCCCCCCUUUUUAGCGCCUGGGAGAGGAGACACCUGCGCGCAUUCCCUUCGGCAGCAGCGGAGCGGGAGGUUCGCUUCCCGCGGAGGAGCCGCCCCGGGAGGAGACCCGUUUCUUUGCCUCGGGCCCGGUGUGGGGAGUGGGGUCCCGCCGCGCAAAUGGGGUGCUCCAGCAGCGCUCAAACCCAGGUCAAGGACUGCAGCCGACCGGCUCCCAUGUCUCCGGACGCCAACGGGCUGCUGAAAUGCGAGGACAACUUGCCCAUCGCAGUCGAAAAUGAAAGCGUUUCUGAUCAGACCAAACUUGGGGCAAUGGAAGAAGUGGAGCUGGGCUCGGAUGGAGCAAAACUAAGCAAGGGUGUUGCUGAAGAGGAAGCAGAUGUUUUGAUCCCUGGAAUGACCAACUGUGCCCUUUCUACCUGUCAAAGAGUCGACCCCGAAGGCACAGAGCCUCAACCAGUGGCGCCGGAAGAGAAGUUCAGCAACAGUUUGCCUGUCGCCCUUUUAGAAGCCGGUGAGCCUCGACCUGCGAAACCAGCCGAAGAGGUUGGUGAGCCUCAAGCUGCCACAGAAACUGCCAACACUUUGCCUCUGGAAACCAUAGAGGACAGUCAGCUUGAUCCUGUUGAAUCAGCAGAGACAGACACAGCUGAGCCUGCAACUGAUGAAAUUGUUAGGAGUCUUGUAACGGAAAUUGUGAAGGAGCUGCAAGUGGAUGAAGAACAACAGACUGAGGGUGAGACAGGAGAAAAGGAGGAAACUGAGAUGCACCGUGUUGCAGUAAGUGAGGGCUUUGAAACAAAAGAAGAAGAAAUGGGAGAAGCUACGGCAGCAACAGAGAUAGAAGCUACAAAUAAUGAAGAGUGACUUGUGGCUUCUGCCUGGACUUCAUCUUUGGCUGCUCAAAUAAUAUUAGCACUGUGAGUUUUGGUAUAAUCUGGUUUUUUAUAGAAGCUUGUAUGGACUUGUCACUUCUGAGCACUAGGGGAGAAACCAUUUUAAUGAUUUUAUUUUGGGAAGUCAAGUUGCCAAGACACUGAAGAAUUGCAAUGUGUUGACCUUUCAUGUUUGCCAUAGAGUGCCUUCUGUAAACUUCCAUUUAAGUGAAAUCAUGUGUUGCAAAUCAAGAACUUCAUCUACUGUAUUUCAGUUUAAAAAAAUUAAUUGCUAGGGCAAACUGUAUUGACACCAUGAAUUGUAGAACUGGGUGCAUGGAGAUUCUCCAAGCACUAGAUAUGAAAGGGUCUGAGGAUUCUUAGGUUCUAGUAAUAAUGUUGCAGCCAUGAGGAUUUUUAACUCUACCAGUACAACUCUUAAGUGAAUUUUGUUACCGAAAACAAGUAUGGAUAUUGAAACUUAAUACUGCUGCUUUGGUUCAAUCUGGAAAGAUGCAUCAAUUCAUGUCUUAUUUUUUAAAACUAAUGAAAGUAGUCACUGCAAUCCAGCACUCAGGGGAUGAGAGCUAGCAUGUAAUUAUGGCACUUUGAAAGCACAGGAUAACGGUUGUCACCUGUUGACAAAACAAGCAAUUCUGUACACUCUAGUAAGAAACUACUGAUUAGCACAACAGCAACAUACACUGUUACUGUAUUGUGGUGGUAGCACUUGUGUUAAAAUGAAAAUGUUAAAUUUUAAAUCUGUAAAAUUCUAAUCAAUUCCUGAAAACACAUGUUAAAGUAAAAGUAUAAACCAAAUGAAUUGCUGCCUCUAGUGUGCAAUUAUGUGUACUUCUAGAACACUUUAUAAAUCCCCCCAAGUGUAUAUGAAUUCUAUUUGUCUUUAUAAACCUGUUAUUUGAUAGCAAUUAUGAAAAGUGAACCCUUCAGCCUUUUCAAAGAGAAACCUUGAAGUGCAAAUCUUAUAGCUGAGCAGGAGAAAAUAAUUUCACAUAAAAAGCAAGAACUUUGCAGACGUUUAGUGUGAUUCUAUUGGUUGCAUAUUUUUGAGAAGUUGGGUAAACUUGAGCAGAGCUGAUCUUCACCCACCUUAUGUCUGAACCAGGAAACCUUUGUUUUAUGUCGGGGUAUACUUGAUAAUGGCUGGGAUUUGUGCCUCAUGUAGUCUAUAAAAUGGUAAUCUUAAACACUGAAAUAAAGCAUUUAUGAAAAAUCUGCAUGAAAACUGAUUCUCUGUUCUAAUAUCUAUAGGCUUCUGUAUUGUGCGUUUCACAUCUUUAUCUUUGGAAACUAAAACCACUUGCAAUACAUUUUCUUUGGGAAGAAACAUUGUAACUUGCAUACUAUCAGUGUCCAUGACUUGAUGGAUAACUUAUUUUUCUGAGGUAUUUGCAUGGUAAGUACUGCUGGUCCUAUACUAGGAUGCUCCUGAAACUCCAGCAGAGUUUGCAAUCAGUAUCACUUUUAUUGGUUUGGGAAGUAGUCUGCUCUGUGUACUUGUUCUGCACCACGGAAUAGCAAUUGACAAUCUUUACUCCUUUAAUCUAGGUGGGUAAUCAAUCAUGUUUCCUGGAAGGAAGGAAUAGGUGCAUAUAAGGGUUUGAAGGUACCCAUUAAUUGGGCUGCCUAUUUGCCUCAGGUGAGAUACAAGUCCAAGGCAAGGAUUCCUACAGAGGAGUCAUUUACCCCACACCUUGGAGGCAAAGCAAGUUCACCCUGUCUUGGGAGGCCUGUUAAGGGGCUUUUUUAGAUGGCAGUUUUUUGUAACAUACCAUUAGCUUUUGAAAAUGCUGAACAGUGUAGUGCUGUGACAGAUAAUUCUAUCCUUCUACUCAGGCAAUACUUCUAU